Pseudophryne corroboree (corroboree frog) is the source of this 3847-nucleotide messenger RNA. RefSeq names its product urokinase plasminogen activator surface receptor-like. Lineage: Eukaryota; Metazoa; Chordata; Amphibia; Anura; Myobatrachidae. The coding region runs from base 146 to 1138 and encodes 330 amino acids. The transcript is spliced from 7 exons. The record is from RefSeq and is a predicted model, not a curated record.
AACCAGUUCUGAGUUAUGCUCUUAAUUACCCUGAGUGUUAUUCAGCUGGGAGACAGGUGAGGACGGAGCCUCUCCCCACAGACCUUCCAGUAUUGGUUGGGGAGGGGAGAGAGCCUAAGGGGGGCGAGCUGGACACCAGGAUAUUAUGGCUACAGUCUGGAGAGUCUUACUGGUCUGGUUCAAUAUCUCACAAGUGCUCAGUCUGAAAUGUGCCCAGUGUAUCGGCAGUAGCUCACAUUGCGGUUUGGUUGCAAGGACGUGUCCAUCUUACGAGACCACAUGCCUCUCCCUGGCCUUCAGUACAUCAGAUGGUAGCAAUACUGUGAUGAAAGGCUGUUCCAGAACCGACAUUUGCAACCAGACCUCAGUCAUUAAUACAGGAAACCAUUCAAUUUAUAUGAGUUCAACAUGCUGUGAGACAAACUACUGCAACCUCAACCGAUACUCCACUAAUUCAGUGUUUUCAAACCGCUUGGUUUGUAACAGAUGUCAGAAUCCCAAUCAGACCUGCACGACCGCGUCCAAUCUGCAGCCAAUGUUCUGUGAUGAAGUCAGUAACAACUGCGUGGAUGUGAUCACUCAGGAUUUCAUUAAUGGAACGGCUCGUCCAUUGUCCUAUACUAAAGGUUGUGGAUCUGCAACCCUUGGCAACAUAGCAUGUACAAAUUUGUUUGCCUACGACACAGGGUCCCGCCAGCGCUACACGUAUAUGUCUUGCUGCAAUGGCAAUAAUCUCUGCAACAGUGCUCCGCUGACGAUUCCCAUACGUAAUAACCACAAUGGAGACACAUGUUAUGGAUGUUAUGACACUGGGAACAACGAGUGCGCUGAUGCCAACUUAGUGCCAGUGAAGUGUAAAGGCAUCCUCAUCCGAUGUAUGGAGGCAUUUGAUCAGAAUCGACGGACUUUGUUUAAAGGCUGCAGUACGGUGGCUUUCUGUUCUUCCACAUACCCAUCACUGCAAGUGCCCAACAUAUCGGAGAUCCAAUGCUGUGCUGGAAGCUACUGCAACAACUUCACCCAGCAAACCAGCACCCCUGCAGUCCCCAUCAGUAGCGCCACGAGUAUAACCAGGGACUUUGGAUUAUUAGUUUUAUUUAUCAGCUUAAUAUAUGCCACAGUAAGACACAUUUCCUAACACUGCCCAGAAAGCACUGCACUACACUUGUACUGAAGACUUCUUAUUUUUAUUUAAGAACGUAGCGGGAAAACUGAACUUGGAACCUCUGGAUCUUCUGCUUUUCCCCACCCUGUGGUCAGAAUUGUGGGACAUCUUGCUGGCUAACUGGAUGUACAGACCAUUUCCCACACUGUACAGUGUUUCUGAGUCUGGUCCUCCCAGGUGUACCGGGAUAAAGAAACCUUGUUUAACAUUCUGAAAUGUGCCGGUUGCCCAAAAUGAUAUACACCGUCACAGAUCUCCUGCAAUUGGUUGUUCAAAACUCAGAAUCAAGCAGAAGCCAGCAACUGUGAAAACCAAUGAGCGCCAACACAUUCCUGUAUCAAAGGUCAAAUUCUGGAUCUAUCUAGAAGCUUCUGGAUAAAUAAUUUGCCAACAUCCGCCAACUCUAACUGCAAGCCCUACAUGACUUUGACUAUAGAAUUCCACCUUUACUACUGUACCGAAGGGACUGAAGCGAUGUUGAAUGUACACCCAUAUGCAUAGUUUAUCUUGAGUGACUUUGUACUGCACAUGCUCAAAAAAUGAGCGCACGCAAAUGUGAGGACGCACGCUUUCAUAUAACCAAGAGUGCCUGAUCUGAGGUGUGAGAAAAGUCCUCUCAUAUAGGCAGAACUAAGUAAUGGCAUGUUCACAAAAAUGAGGCCCAAGCAGCCCAGGCACAUAAAGCAAGUUAGGAGGCGUAUAUUUUGCAUCUAGUACAGGACUAGUGCGUGUAAACGCUGAUGAUGACUUGCAGCAAACCAGGUGCUAUGAUGGGUGGAUCUCGAGAGAAAAGCAAAAAUACACCAUUUAUUUGUCGCGCUGCAUCGGCCCUUCAGAAUCUGAUUUUUGACAUUUAUAAGGUCUAUCCUACAAGUUUUUUUGUAGGAGUAGAUGGAAAGCACACUUCUAAGCAACAACUAAGUGCCGGGGAAAGCAGUAUUUACUGUAUAUAUUUAUCUAGGUGCCCAGACAAUGCACUCUCUAAUGGUUAGGCAAACCUCUGUGGCGACUGGCCACACCCAUAAAAGGGGCCCUUAUCACUGAAUUCCCCCGGUGGGCCCUUCAUGCCCAGUCUGACCCUGUUGUCAAGUUGUGUAGAUAUUCAGAUCCUGCAUUGUGGAAAUGAAUUAAAGGUGUUCUUUACAUAUGAAGAAUCUCUGACCCUAAAUAAAAAUAAAUCUCCUGCUUUAAAUAGAACGCAUUUUCACUCUGAGAUGUUGCUGUGGUUAAGUAAUAGGUUAUGAGGCAUGUUGAUCAAACCCUAACCCUAAUUGCACUUUCACAAGAUUAAAGGUAAUUUUAAGAUUGGGCUAUUUAUUAAGGGGCCAAUUCAGUAAGGAUAGCAAAUUCUGCUAAUCAGCAGAAUUUACUAUCCUUUUGCACGCAUGCUGGGGGCCGCCCAGCAUGCUGACCGGCGCCUCUCCCCCUGCUACAAGCAGAAAUUGCGAUUGCCUCGCCAUUACUGCUUGUCAGCAGAAACUAAGGUUGACUCCUGCCGGCGCAGCUUAGCUGCGGCCACAGGAGUCCCAGUGCCAUCUUACCUGUCGCGGCAGCUGCGUGUGAUGUCACGCAGCCGCCACGACCCCGAUCACGCCGCACAGCCCACUGUUCGGGUUGCCCCGCACCUGCAACGCUCCGUUUCCUCCCUGAAAACGGAGCGUUGCCGCCCCCUCCCUGAUUGACAGGCAAAGGCGACCGCAUUUUCUGUGGCCCCCCGCAGAAAAUGCGGAAGCAUGUAGAGUAGAGCGUGCUGCGCAUGCGCCCGCGGCACCCCCACAAAAGUUUCCACCCGGAUUGCGAUUUGCGAUCCGACCUGAAUUAGCCCCUAAAUCCCUAAGGUCGGAUGAAUCUCUGAAAUCUCCGACUUUCAAAGACUAAACAUCUAUUACCGUUGUACCUAUAUAUCUCUACGGGAAAAGCAAAAUUACCCAAUACAUCCCAGGUAGCUAAUGCCAUAUUCAGAUGGCGUUAGCUACAAUCUCCUAUUCAUGAAGCCCUAGUGAUAAUUAGCUUUACUUUUUGUGACUGUGAAAUCAGGAAAUGACGUCUUUUGCAGAUGCAUCAAGCUAUUAGUAGUAAACUUCUCAAUAGGAAAGUGUUUAGCUGGGACAUCCACUUGUCCUGGCAAGCAAGAAUUGUUAGAUAACUCCCAUAAAUCAGAGUUAUGCAACGCAACAUGAAUUAUUAUAGAUCAGGAAAGAUGGCGGACAAAUUAUAAUUAGGGCUGUAUUAUAUCUGCUUUAUCCAAUACUAAACUAACAAAACUCAUUCCAUGGAUCCAUGGCACUCAUUUGAGGUAAAAGUGUGGUCCCGGUGGUCACCACUUAGCAUAAGUCUUUGAACAUGUAAUCCAUUGAUACUAUUUUGUAGCUGAUAUCUCAAGUGUCAAGAUGCCCAGGUUCCUGGAUCCAGAAUAGGGACUCCAACGACAGAUUCCAUGACCCCACAUUACUGCUCUACGCCUUAUUGGGAAAAUACACCAUAUCUAGAUACUGCUAUACUUUUCUGCAUAUGUUCUGACUGUUACAUGUCCUUGCAUGGGCAGACUCUAUUCUGUAAGUUAUUUGUUCCCUGUAUAUUUGUACUUAUAAUACAUAUUAACCGAUAUGAUAAGCUUAUAUGGUAUUUCAUCCAAUGUCACAACUCAGCCAAAUAAAUCUUUGCUAAAAGAUUGGACAAUCA